AUGAAUAACGAUGCGUAUACUGCAAGUCGGUCGAUAGCCAAUCCGGACUAUUCGGAAGUGAUGAUAUUUGAUAGUCAUUCGAAACCUAGAGAAGAAAGAGAUUAUAAAGAAAUUUAUCCUGAUUUGGAUGAGCAGAAUCAACUAAAGGUUUUUAUAUUGGAUAAUGAAACGACAGACAACCAUGCUAAUAAUAUUAGAUCAGGAAACCAAGGUUAUAUUGUUGAUUUGAAGAAGCCUGUAUUUAAAAAACUCGAUAGUGAAGCAACUAAUACAUCACAUCAGAAAUAUAGUAAGGCGUUAACUGAAUAUGGAUAUCAAGAACCAAAUAAAGCAAAUUCAAUUAAAGAUUUAUCAUUUAUACGGCCAUUUCAGGUAAAUUCCAACUCGACCUUGACUGAUGUCUCGGAGACUGUUGAGGCUUUAGUUGAGAAAAGAAAGAAGUUGGUGGAAUAUGAUAUGGAUGAACAGGAUUAUUUAUAUUUGAAGGAGAGAAAUGAAAACCCCAAAAACAUUAUAAAGAUCAUUCCGGAAGUAUUUGAAAUCAUGAUGACAACGUUGGAGCUUGAAUGGGAUAAACUCGAUCAUCAAAUGAAUUCCAUUGUAUCCAAUAUGAAUGAUUCAGAAGUGGAUGAUCCUAAUAAGCUAUUAUCAUUGGAUUAUAGCAACAUAGAAAAGUAUGGAACCGACGAUGGGAUUAUUCCAGGUUCAAUCUAUGAUCAAAAGUGUGCUGUCUGUGAUGAUAGUGAUUGUGAUAAUUCAAAUGCAAUUGUAUUUUGUGAUGGCUGUGAUAUAGCUGUUCAUCAAGAAUGUUACGGUAUUGCUUUUAUUCCAGAAUGCCAAUGGUUAUGUCGUAAAUGUAUGAUUAAUAAAAACAGGAACACUGACUGUGUCUUUUGUCCAAGUAAGACUGGUGCUUUUAAACAAUUGGAUAACAGUUUAUGGAGUCAUGUUAUAUGUGCACUUUGGAUAAAUGAAUUAUAUUUUGCCAACCCAAUCUAUAUGGAACCUAUUGAAGGGAUGGAUUUGAUUCCAAAAAGUAGGUGGAAGCUAACCUGCUAUAUCUGCAGGCAAAGAGUUGGAGCUUGUAUUCAAUGUGUUAAUAGAAAUUGCUUUCAAGCCUACCAUGUCACUUGUGCCAGAAGAGCCGGUCUCUACAUGGAAUUGACAAAGGGUGUUCAAGGUGCUAUUAAUAAUAAAAAUACUUUGAAGACAUUUUGUGAUAAACAUGGUCCUGGUGAUUAUGACUCUAGUACCAUCUUGCAGGGUAUUCAACGGACUAGAAUGUUUUAUCGUGAUACUAAAAUCCUUAAUGAAGAAAAUGUUAAGUUGAACAACAAUAAGAAAAUUGCCAACAAAUUAAAUAUUUUUAAAUGGCAAACUGAAAGCAAUACUCCUAUAGCUCCUAAGGUGUUUAGUGAUGUUUUAUUUGAUAUUUUAAGACUGUUGAAAGUUGAAAAUCAAGUAUUUCUACCUGAUCAAAGCAAUAAUCAAGUAAAGACUUUAAACAGAUUACCAAACAGAACUAAAUAUGAAACUUGGGACGAGUUAAGAGAAAUAUGUAACGAAAUCUGUCGUUAUUGGUGUUUGAAGAGAGAACAAAAGAACGGAGCUCCUUUAAUAAGGAAGAAUAAUAACUUGAUAUCUACUAGUUCCAUUCUUUAUAAUAAUAUUGAUAACUCGUUGGUUAAUGAUGAAUAUGAGUUGGCUGGUGUUAAUAGCUUGGAAGAGUUAAAAGAACGUAUUGAUUUUGCUACUAUUCUAGUUAACGACUUAGAAAAGGUUUUUCAAUUGGGUAACUACACUUUACAAAGACAACUACUUAUUAAAGAUAUUAAUGAAGUAGACUUCAAAAUGAUUGAUUCAAUAUAUUUUCCCAUUAAAAAGGUUAUAGAGUAUUUUUUGGAUACAAUUAAUGGAAAAUUUGAUGAAAGUAAGGUACUCCAAAAUUAUAAAUUAAAAGGGGGAAUUCUUGAUGACAAUUCAACUGAAAGCAUUACAUUCCAAAACACUUCUGCGUUGAAGCAUAUGCACGGGUCUUAUGAUUUUCAAACUAAAAUGCUUAAUUCAGAGCCAGGUGUGAACGCGGAACCAAGAGGUACUACAUCGCCGCCAAUACCAGAAAAAUUUGGAAUGAAUAAUAUUAUUCAGAAAAAUUUGAGUUAUGGUUAUUCGUCCGUCGGAGAAUUCCAGGUUGAUAUCGAAAAGCUUAAUGUUGUGAUUACAUUAAACAAUAAGCCAGGAUCUCUCAUCGUCAAGGUUAUGAAGAAAUGGAUGAAAGAGUUUUACAGGGUAUUGCCAGAAUUAAUAAUUUGUGAAAUUAAAGUUUUAGAAAGAGGUGCUGGCAGUAAAUUGGAAAAUCAAAACAAAAACACUGUAAUUGAUUUUGAAAAUCUACCAUUUUUGGAUGUUAUUGGAUCUAAAGCAUAUUCCUUGGCCAAUGACGAUGUUGACAUGGAUCUUGACGACUUAACUGAUGUUGAAGAUGAAUUUGCAAAGGACGAACAGUAUCAGAUACAGCUUGAGAAGUUUCUUUAUGAUGUUUUGGCAAAUUAA
Scheffersomyces coipomensis is the source of this 2553-nucleotide messenger RNA. RefSeq lists its product as uncharacterized. Gene Ontology annotation, cellular component: MOZ/MORF histone acetyltransferase complex. The record is from RefSeq and is a predicted model, not a curated record. Lineage: Eukaryota; Fungi; Ascomycota; Pichiomycetes; Serinales; Debaryomycetaceae. Bases 1 to 2553 code for a protein of 850 amino acids. Gene Ontology annotation, biological process: regulation of transcription by RNA polymerase II. The transcript has a single exon.